Molecule: messenger RNA, 1743 nt
Organism: Zeugodacus cucurbitae (melon fly)
Lineage: Eukaryota; Metazoa; Arthropoda; Insecta; Diptera; Tephritidae
Product: plasminogen receptor (KT)
Exons: 3
Coding region: 614-1072 (152 amino acids)
Biological process (GO): positive regulation of plasminogen activation
Cellular component (GO): plasma membrane
Source: RefSeq, a predicted model, not a curated record
ACACAUUUGCAUACUUAUUUUUUUCUUGUGUGAUGUUCGUACUAAAUUGUUGAUAUGCAUAGCGCACAACUCUCAGAGCACCAAAACAAUCAACAACAAACCAAAUAAUCACUUAAACAACAACAAAUCGUACUGUUCAAUUAUUAAUACUGCGCACGCUUGAGUUCUGGAACGCCAGCAGUCAGCUAGUUGGCUAUCGAAAAUUCAAAGAGACGACCAGCAUAGAACUUGGAGAGCACAAAAAAUUGUUCAGAAAUUCACUCGCAUUGUGCCAUUAUACGCUGCAAAUCGUCCAGAAACUCGUCAAAUACACAGCCAAAGUAAGUCGCAGCGGAGAGCUAAAAGUGCAGUUAAUAAAAAAGUAAUAUUCUAAUUAAAAGAUUCUAAAUAGAAAUCUAUGUAAUUGGUAAAAUAUUCGUAAUUGUAAAACAUUUUGGGCGUGAAUUUGUUUUUGUUUUUUAUAUGUAAGUGCAAUUACAAGUUUUCAUAUCAGCCGCAGUCGCAUAAUCUGUAAUCGCUAGUGAAGUAAUCGCUUUCGCAAACAGUGUAACAGUGUGUGAUUUGUUCCAGUGUUUGCUUUAACCAAAUAAUUAAGUAAAGUGAAUAAAAGACAAUGGGUUCGUCUACGUCGCGCAAUACUGCGUCCAACUUUCCAUCGCAUGAUGAUCCAGCGUACCGGAAGUGUCAGGAGUUAAAAAUGGAACGCUGGAUACAAUUACACUAUCAGAUAAAAGAGCGCGAAAUGGCCACAUAUAUUGCUGGUAAACGUGAGCUCUUCUAUUGGUUAAGCGCCUUCUAUAUCACCUCGAGCAUUGGUUGCUGGCAAUAUUAUCAGUAUAUACGACGAAAAGCGGCGUUGCUGCCAAUGGUUCCCUUGACCUUUGUUAUGGCAUAUUAUGCCGAUUUGGCUUACGGCAGUAAAGUACAUCGCAUACAAGCUGAAGCCAAUAUGAUAUUGGAGCAUGAAAACGAAUUGCUACACUGGCCUGGCGGCUUGCCAACUGUAUCAUCGCUGGAUGAGGCACGUGUUGAAAAUGAAAUCGAAAAGAAAUUACAUCCACAUCCUUCAUAGACUUAUCCAUUUACACUUUAUUUAUGCUUUCCAUGCUAUUGAGAUUUUUACACUUCAUAUAUUUGCUCAAUGAAAUAUACAAUUCGUUUUCCAAUCAACUACAUAUGUAUGUAUUUAACAGUUUUAUAGAAUAUUCACUUAUUGAAAUUUAAACAAAUAUUUAUGCAAUUGCAAGUUUGUGACAAUAUUUUAAUUAAUUGUAAGAUUAGCCAUUUUUCUAAAUGUACAUGUACUUAUAUAUACAUACACACAAAUAUGUGUGCAAUUAUUGUUGUAUGUAAAUGUUUUUUUACUAUUCAAUAUAUUUACUAUAUUGCCCAUAAUAACCACUUUUGAAAUAUUAAGCAGAUACUUAAAGAAACCGAAGUUCUAACUACAUACAAUACAUACAUUUAAAGCACACGCACUAUUAUAUGAAGUUAAUAAAAUAACUUAUCACAUAAUGCAUUACAAUAAAAAUUAUCUACAUACAAUAUUGUAAAUAUGCAUAUGUAUGUACACAUUCAAAUGUAUGCAAUUUAAUAGUGGAACUUCAUAUUCGCGGGGUUUCAAAAGUAUCAUUCAACCUUAAUUCAUGUGAUUGAACAUAGUACUUACUUACAAAUAUACUCUUAAUUACAUUUAAUAAAUUAUAAUACUGCGAAUUAAUAAAUUGCGUAUAAAGAAAUAAA